Molecule: messenger RNA, 1656 nt
Organism: Closterium sp. NIES-65
Lineage: Eukaryota; Viridiplantae; Streptophyta; Zygnematophyceae; Desmidiales; Closteriaceae
Source: the annotation of a GenBank genome assembly
AUGUCAAACCAGACACCUGACCUCAAACCUGACCUCCAACCUGUCCUCAAACCUGACCUCAAACCUGACCUCAAACCUGACCUCAAACCUGACCUCAAACCUGAUGUCAAACCUGACCUCAAACCUUACCUCAAACCUGACCUCAAACCUGACGUCAAACCUGACCUCAAACAAUACAUCAAACCUGACCUCAAACCUGACCGCAAACCUGACGGCAAGCCUGAACUCAAACCUGACCUCAAACCUGAUGUCAAGCCUGACGUCAAACCUGACGUCAAACCUGACCUCAAACCUGACGGCAAACCUGACCUUAAACCUGACCUCAAACCUGACCUCAAACCUGACGGCAAGCCUGAACUCAAACCUGACCUCAAACCUGAUGUCAAACCUGACGUCAAACCUGACGUCAAACCUGACCUCAAACCUGACGGCAAACCUGACCUCAAACCUGACGUCAAACCUGACCUCAAACCUGACCCCAAACCUGACCUCAAACCUGACCUCAAACCUGACUUCAAACCUGACCUCAAACCUGACCUCAAACAUGACCUCAAACCUGAUGUCAAACCUGACGUCAAACCUGACCUCAAACCUGACCUCAAACCUGACCUCAAACCUGACCUCAAACCUGACCUCAAACCUGAUGUCAAACCUGACCUCAAACCUUACCUCAAACCUGACCUCAAACCUGACGUCAAACCUGACCUCAAACAAUACAUCAAACCUGACCUCAAACCUGACCGCAAACCUGACGGCAAGCCUGAACUCAAACCUGACCUCAAACCUGAUGUCAAACCUGACGUCAAACCUGACCCUGAACUCAAACCUGACCUCAAACCUGAUGUCAAACCUGACGUCAAACCUGACGUCAAACCUGACCUCAAACCUGACGGCAAACCUGACCUCAAACCUGACGUCAAACCUGACCUCAAACCUGACCCCAAACCUGACCUCAAACCUGACCUUAUACCUGACUUCAAACCUGACCUCAAACCUGACCUCAAACAUGACCUCAAACCUGAUGUCAAACCUGACGUCAAACCUGACCUCAAACCUGACCUCAAACCUGACCUCAAACCUGACCUCAAACCUGACCUCAAACCUGACCUCAAACCUGACCUCAAACCUGACCUCAAACCUGACGUCAAACCUGACGUCAAACCUGACGUCAAACCUGACGUCAAACCUGACUUCAAACCUGACCUCAAACCUGACCUCAAACCUGACGUCAAACCUGACCUCAAACCUGACCUCAAACCUGACUUCAAACCUGACCUCAAACCUGACGUCAAACCUGACCUCAAACCUGACCUCAAACCUGACUUCAAACCUGACCUCAAACCUGACCUCAAACCUGACCUCAAACCUGACCUCAAACCUGACCUCAAACCUGACCUCAAACCUGACCUCAAACCUGACCUCAAACCUGACUUCAAACCUGACCUCAAACCUGACCUCAAACCUGACCUCAAACCUGACGUCAAACCUGACGGCAAACCUGACGUCAAACCUGACGUCAAACCUGACCUCAAACCUGAUGUCAAACCUGACCUCAAACCUGACGUCAAACCUGACCUCAAACCUGGCGUCAAACCUGACGUCAAACCUGAUCUCAAACCUGAGCUUCAUGCUGCACCAGUGAGCUUCACGCUGUAA